AUGAAGAAGAAAGUAAAAAGUCUACAAGCUCAAGCACAUGAAGAAGCACGUGAAGUAAAUGCUGGUGAUGAAAUUUCAUGCAGUUGGAAAAGCAUUUUAGGAUCAUCACUGCUAGUGCUGUUGCUCGCAGGAUGCUCAAGCUGGCUUCUAAUGAGAAAGACUCAAUUACCUGCAAGAUACAAAGAAGCUGUAUGGAGCAGUACAUCCGAUAGAGAUUAUAUGACGAAGUGGCUGGUGGGACAAGGCACUCCUGUAGUUCUCCGAAAUACACCGUUUGAUAAAUGGGCAUCGGCAUUUUGGACACCUGAGAUUUUAGCGAAAGAAUCAAAUGUUGUGCAAGUUUUAAGCAAAAAAGGAACUAAUAAUGUAUUUCGGUACUUUGCCAAUGACCAACCAUUGUCCCAGGUCAAUAAGUUUGUUGUUUCGAAACCAUUUAUCGAAGUAAUUUAUCCUAGAGAGCGGUUUUUCAGCUUGUUGAAUCAGCAAUUCAAUGGACAUUAUUACUACUCAAGUGGAGGAGUGGAAUUACUUGGAAUUGAAACACUGUAUUCAAGAAAGGAGAUUGAGCUAUUGACUUUUUGGACCACUAGCAAGCAAGAACUUGGACAAGUAAACUUUUGGUUUGGCAUGGAGAAUGUAACAGCUUACACACACUACGAUACAUCGCAUAACCUUCAUUCCAUAUCAUACGGCAAGAAGAGAUUUGUUUUGUUUCCACCGGAGGCUUAUUUGGAGUUGAAACUGUAUCCAUGUUUGCAUCAAUUCUACAGACAGACGUACAUGUCAGUUAGUGAUGUUUUGACUGCAGAUACGAUACAAAAGCUUAAUGGAAUUGAUAUUACUUUGUAUCCGGGUGAAGUACUCUAUAUACCUUCGUACUGGUUCCAUUGUGUAAUUACAAUGGAGACAACAUUGUCAGUGAAUGUUUGGAGCCAGAGUGAAGCUUACAAUACAAUGGAGAAUAUCUACUCUUUGCCACUUCCAUUUGAGGAGUCCUGGGGUCGAGAAACUCUCAUGAAGACGUUGGACUAUUUCUGGAAAAAACUCGCUACUGAGCUGUUCCAUACCGAGUAUAAGACUCUAAUGAAACAAGUUGCACUUGAGAGAUACAAACCUCUUCUGAAGUUAUUCACUAAAAAAGAAAAACUUUAUCUGUUUUCUGAAGUGAGAAGCUACUGCAGAUAUACAAACGUUCAUUUGAGCGGUGUUGUAUCCAAAGAGAGUUUUCAGCACAUCGAUCAACAUAUCGACACUUUGAAAAACCUAUUCCUGGCAAUUCCAGUUCAAUCGAUUCGGGAAAUUAACUUUGGAAACUAUGUUGAACAUACUGCAUUUAGAAUACUUAGCUCUAGAUCUGGUGAUGUUUUAUUACUGCCUUUCUAUUUUCAACAUUGUUACAGUUAAAUAUGUGUUUUGUUUCAA
Messenger RNA from Halichondria panicea, 1422 nucleotides. RefSeq lists its product as uncharacterized. The transcript has 3 exons. The coding region runs from base 1 to 1404 and encodes 467 amino acids. NCBI's taxonomy places the organism in Eukaryota, Metazoa, Porifera, Demospongiae, Suberitida, Halichondriidae. The record is from RefSeq and is a predicted model, not a curated record. Gene Ontology annotation, molecular function: 2-oxoglutarate-dependent dioxygenase activity.